CGUACUUAACAAAGCCGUAAAUAAUGUAAACUAAUAAGUGGGUUAUACAAGGUGGGCAAAUGCGCGCGCGUUGUCGAAGGAGCUAGAACGUACGAAAGUUUUCGUUCCGCACUCAGUUUGGUGGGCCUUUUCUGCUUGUGCUUCCCAUUCGUCGGCCAUUAAUGACACACACCAGAGCAAACGGGAAAACAAUACAGCGUGUGUGUGUGCGAGAGUGCGGUGAAGUGUUGUGAGCUCGGAAAACUCCAAGAAGCCAGUGGGAAAAGAAAAGGAAAAGUGGGCUCCAAUCGAGGCCGCAAAUCGCAAGCGUUUCUUCGACUGCAAGCGGCGUACAGGCUGUUUUCCGGCCUUAGAACAGCUGUGCAUAAAGGGCGCUAGGUGAGCGGAGGCGGUGGAAGCAGGAGCCAACCAGAAGAGCCAGAGGCACUCAAAGACAAAGCCAUGUCCAGCGAGGAAGACAAACCACCGGCGCCGCCCGUGCGUCUCACCAGCAACCGGGGCGGCAUCGAGCGAUCAGCGGGAGGAGGACUUGGCGUCGGCGGCGGAGGACUGGGGGGCGGCGGCAUUGGCGACGUACCGCCCGACAUGCGUCCGCUGCCAAAGGAACCCGACGACUCGGACCGGAAGAAGAAAACGCUGAAGAGCAAGAUCAAGGGAUCGAAGCCAUCGCACACGGACUCCAAGCCGAACAUCUCUUAUCCAACGAACUUUGAGCACACGGUCCAUGUGGGCUUCGAUGCUGUCACCGGCGAGUUUACCGGCAUGCCGGAGGCAUGGGCGAGGCUCCUGAUGAACUCGAACAUCAGCAAGCAGGAGCAGAAGAAGAAUCCCCAGGCCGUGCUCGACGUGCUCAAGUGGUUCGACAACACAACCAAACAGAGGCCAAGUUCCAAGUACAUGACAAAUGCCAUUACGACGCAUUCAGGCUCCUCGCUCAGCCGGGUUAGCAGCAGCAGUCCGAGCAGCACGCCUACGGACUCGGAGCUGCACGGAUCCAACAGUGGGGGCAAUCUGAUUGGCGUGCAGCUUGGCAGCAUGACCCUGGGACCCAAUGCCAACAACGUGGCUGUCGCUGGCCAAAUCCUGGGCAACCACUACCAACAGCAGCAGCAGCACCUCCUUCAGCAGCAGCAGCAACAGUUGCACCAGAAUCACAACCAGCAUCCCAUUGGCAUUAGUCAGUCGCACUCGUACAACUUUGUCGGCCACACGGCCUCCGCAUCCACAUCGCAACAUUCAUCCGCCAACGAGGACGACAUGCUAGGGCCGCAGCAUCCGCAACAGCCGCCACCUCCGCCGGUAGCUUCCAGGCCGGAACGCACGAAAUCCAUCUACACGCGGCCAAUUGAGGAUCUGCAGCCAGCCAUCAUACCCAUGCCAGCGGCCCCAGCGACCACGCCCACAACCCCGCUGCAAAACCACAGGACGCCAGGCGGAAUGACGGCGCCAGUGGCGUCACCGAUGCUCCACAACAAUGUCACGACGACGCUGGACAAGAACAAGAACAAUGCAACUCCAACGUCCCCAACAACCACAAAAACAACAACCACAGAAACAGAAGGCACCGAUGCAACAUCAACUAUUUUGCCUGCUACUAAUCCUAGUUGUUCUACCACUCCUACUGCUCCUGCUCCAGCUGCAUCCCGUGGUAGUCUCGUCGAGACAGCAACAGCACCAGCUACCACUGCAGCAGCAACAGCAGCUACAGCAACAACGACUAAUCACCAUUCCUCUGCUUCCUCCUUUUCAUCAUUUCCCUCGUUCCACGACGACGAUGCCACACACCACGCCCUGCCAACUAUCCACUGUCCUACGCCGACGUCUUCCGCUCGCAACUCGACGGUUCCGCUCCCGAUUGUGGUACCCCUUUCGCCCAUCAUCACGCCCGCCUCGCCCACACCCGCCUCCGUUGGAUCAUCAGAUCUGUACACACCGGAACCAACGGUGGGCCCAGUGGCAGCCGCUUCUGCUCCUCCGCUUGCGGCAGGCAACCAAAUCGCCGUUCCCCAGGCAGCUGUGGCUGCGGCUGCCACGCCCAACACGCGGGCAGCGAACGCCAAGAAGAAGAAGAUGUCUGAUGAGGAGAUCCUGGAGAAGCUGCGCACUAUCGUCUCCGUGGGCGACCCAAAUCGAAAGUACACCAAGAUGGAGAAGAUUGGUCAGGGUGCCUCGGGGACUGUGUAUACGGCCAUCGAAUCGUCCACGGGCAUGGAGGUGGCCAUCAAACAGAUGAACCUGUCACAGCAACCCAAAAAGGAACUGAUCAUCAACGAGAUUCUCGUCAUGCGGGAGAACAAGCACCCGAAUGUCGUCAACUACCUUGACAGCUACUUGGUGUCUGAGGAGCUGUGGGUGGUCAUGGAGUACCUGCCCGGCGGCUCGCUCACCGACGUAGUCACCGAGACCUGCAUGGAUGAAGGACAGAUUGCAGCCGUCUGCCGAGAGGUACUGCAAGCCCUGGAGUUCCUCCACGCCAACCAGGUCAUCCAUCGCGACAUCAAAAGUGAUAACAUCCUGCUGGGCCUCGACGGCUCUGUCAAGCUGACUGAUUUCGGUUUCUGUGCGCAAAUAUCGCCGGAGCAAUCCAAACGCACAACGAUGGUAGGCACUCCCUACUGGAUGGCUCCCGAGGUAGUCACCCGGAAGCAAUACGGACCCAAGGUGGAUCUGUGGUCGCUGGGCAUCAUGGCCAUUGAAAUGGUCGAAGGCGAACCGCCGUACUUGAACGAGAAUCCGCUAAAAGCCUUGUACCUCAUUGCCACUAACGGCAAGCCAGAGAUUAAAGAAAAAGACAAGUUGUCCGGAGCAUUUCAGGACUUCCUCGACCAGUGUCUGGAGGUGGAGGUGGAGCGGCGAGCCAGUGCCCUGGACCUGCUGAAGCAUCCCUUCCUAAAGCUGGCCCGUCCUUUGGCCAGUCUGACGCCUUUGAUCAUGGCCGCAAAAGAGGCAACCAAGGGCAACUGAUUGACAACCAAGAAGAAACCGCUUAUUUAACCAUUACUAAUGAAUUACUACUGCAGAAAACAACAAGAACAGCAACAACCACAAUAGCAACAAAACAGUUAGCAUAUGAACAGAACAGAUGAUGAAUUAUUAAUGAUUAUGAUUACUAUUAUUAAUUAUUUAUAUGAUCGUAUUAUAUACACACAUAUUAUAUUAUAUUAUAUCUAUUCUAACGAGACAAACAGCAAAACUAAGAAAAGCUGCAUACGGCAACAAGAGACACGCGUAGUUCAAUUUCCACAAAUCGGUUUUCUGUGUUUUAUAUUCUAACAAACAAAAAGAUAUCACAUUGCUUUGGCCACCACAUCAUCGAAACAAAAUUUGUUAUACCAAAACAUAAAUUUAAAUUUGUAUAGAGCCCAAGUUUGUAUUGAGCAUUUUGAAUGCUUUUCAAAUUGUAAGCAUAAAGAUCAUAUAAAAAGAUGGAACAAAAACACUUACACUAGUUGUCAACAUUGAAACAUUAAAAUUGGUACAUUUUGCAUUUAAAACAAAUGAAAAUAUACAUACAAAUUUUUACAAUGUAUAAAGCACCUAAUUUCAUUUAUUUCGACAUUACAUUUCUAUAAGAAAGCUUAAAAAAUAUUAUAUGAGCGUAUGAACUUUGGGACGCUGUUACUGACUAUAUGACUUGGAGUAUUAUCGCUGAUUUUAGUAAAAGUUUCACUUAGUUCAUAAUCUGCUUUAUUUAAUAAAAUAUAUUUUUAUAUGAUUUUAAA
This is a messenger RNA of Drosophila biarmipes, 3722 nucleotides long. RefSeq names its product serine/threonine-protein kinase Pak (gene Pak). The record is from RefSeq and is a predicted model, not a curated record. Gene Ontology annotation, cellular component: cytoplasm. Bases 442 to 2964 code for a protein of 840 amino acids. Gene Ontology annotation, molecular function: ATP binding; protein serine/threonine kinase activity. NCBI's taxonomy places the organism in Eukaryota, Metazoa, Arthropoda, Insecta, Diptera, Drosophilidae. The transcript is spliced from 8 exons. Gene Ontology annotation, biological process: protein phosphorylation; regulation of axonogenesis; regulation of MAPK cascade.